AGACGCAGGCAAGAAGAAAACAGGAAGCUGUGCAGAGUCUGGCAAAGCAACAGCGUUCUGUAUUUGGAGUCCUAAAAGAUAUGGAUUUGUUAACGAAAUUUACAUGUGUGGUAUCAUGCUUAUUUUUAGGAUUGGCGAUUACAUUCAUUAACAUUGCUAACUGCUCGGUUUACCCAUCGGAAAUGAGUGUCGAUGUCGCAUUAAAGCUUCCAUCAGCAGUCAUGCCUGUAUCGCAGGCAAGCGGUUUGGGGUUCUUCUACUCUCUCAGUCUUUCAUCUACGUUUCCAGAUGACUUGGAAGUGAACGAGUAUUGUAUUAAACUGCUUCAUAUCUACGGUGAACGCUACGUGACUUGCGCAAACUGCCUGGUGUCUUAUGCACGACCUGUCAAAGUCUGUCAGAACUGUUACACUUACUUCAACAGUCUGGAGGAAAUAUAUACAAAUAUAUCAUCUGACCAACUGGGCCCUGGAAAUGUCAGUUGUCAUGACAGCCUGAUGCGUUCUGAUAGGUUGAUGCUGCUCUAUACCCUCUUCAACAAAUUAGAUGAGAUCUGGAUAUCAGCAGAAUGCAAGCAAUGUCUGACUGAAGAUCAAGAGGCUCUCUCUAAUGAGACUGUGUACUUCAUGGCCAUUCUGAAUCAGUCACUCACCUGCUUUGAGCAAUAUCAGAGUAACCACUCCGAACUGUGCAAAGACUGCAAAGCCUCAUACAAAAGGUUGAACGAGCUCUAUGGUAGAAUGGAGAAAAACCAAACACUCUGCAUUGAUAUAGAAGACGCAAUGAACAUGACACGGCGGUUGUGGAGUAAAAACUUUAAUUGCUCGUUGCCUCGGGAAGAGACGGUGCCUGUCAUCGCAGUGUCCAGCUUCAUGCUCUUCCUCCCCAUCAUCUUCUACUUAAGCAGCUUCCUGCACUCGGAACAAAAGAAACGCAAGCUCAUACACCCCAAAAGAGCCAAGUCCAGCAGCAGCCUAAUGAAUAUUCAAGACAAAUUCAGCUGAGUGGAGAUGAGGCAAGGAAGAGAGAGCCCUGAAUCUUUGGUUCACCUCUCCCGCUAAAUCAACGGGCACUUUUAUCAUGGAUGGAUGGGGUUCAUGUCUUCUCCUGGACUCCAAGCACAUCCUGGUUCAAAGACUGUGAUGUUCUCCAGCUGCUGGGAUCACAUUCUCUAGUUCUAUUUAAGUCCGAAGUGUUUUUUUUUUUUUG
Rhinichthys klamathensis goyatoka is the source of this 1209-nucleotide messenger RNA. RefSeq names its product osteoclastogenesis associated transmembrane protein 1 (gene ostm1). Gene Ontology annotation, cellular component: cytosol. Lineage: Eukaryota; Metazoa; Chordata; Actinopteri; Cypriniformes; Leuciscidae. The record is from RefSeq and is a predicted model, not a curated record. The transcript is spliced from 6 exons. The coding region runs from base 81 to 1004 and encodes 307 amino acids.